AUGGAAAACGCGCGCAAUUCUAGACAGACAUUGUGUGAGGAGAAUACUGACGAAAUUAUUGCCAAAAGGUUGCAAGAGGAAGAGAAAAAUGAAUAUCUUUUGUUUCAAGAAGAUUCAAAAUCGUUAGAAUUGGCACUUAAGUUGCAAGCUGAAGAUUCUAAAAAAGAUAAUGCAGAUUCAUUUACGGUUCUUGAUCCAUGUGAUCCCAACCCUGAUCUUCAUGGACUUUUUCUCGCGUUUAACCAACAAUACUUUUGGGGAAAAUUGGAUGGAGUAGAAGUUCGUUGGUCCAAUAAAAUGACUUUGUGUGCAGGCUUAUGUGAGUAUCGAAACGGUGGUUACAUUUGUAUAAGAAUGAGCGAACCAUUAUUGAAAUUUCGGCCACGAUCGGACAUGAUCGAUACAUUAAUGCACGAGAUGAUCCAUGCUUAUCUUUUUGUGACGCGUAAUAUUCAAGAUCGAUCUGGACACGGUCCAGAAUUUCAUAGUCAUAUGCAUCGCAUUAACACUUUGGCUGGAACAAAUGUAACAGUUUAUCAUAACUUUCGUGACGAGGUUAAUUAUUACAAAACACACGUUUGGAAAUGUGACGGACCAUGUCAGCAUAAACCACCAUAUUAUGGAAUAGUUAAGCGUUCGAUGAACAGACGAGAUGAAAAAAGUUUAGUUAAUAAAAGAGUACGAAUCAUUUUGGAUGAUGAUGCUGAAAAGUCCUUUGCACAAAUUACAUCUGCCAGUGAAGCUUCAUCAUCCAAAAUGUUGUCUACGGUGCAAUGUCCAAUUUGUGGGAACAAUUCAAUUAAAGCAGAUGAGAUUAACGAACACAUCGAUUUGUGUAUUUGGAUGUCAGAACAAUCAAAGAGCGAGAAAUAA
Molecule: messenger RNA, 873 nt
Organism: Funneliformis mosseae
Lineage: Eukaryota; Fungi; Glomeromycota; Glomeromycetes; Glomerales; Glomeraceae
Source: the annotation of a GenBank genome assembly